CGUCACCUCACUCCGGCGCUGGGUAUCGUUCAGAGCGCACGUGUGCUACUUAAAAAUGUGGUUGCUGGUAUUUAUUUGCGUGCUGGCGAUAUCACGUGCCCAAGACCCGAGGGUUAAUACCACGCAGGGAAUUAUAAUUGGCAGAAGAGCGCUGGAUGGAGACUAUCUCUCAUUUUACGGAAUACAUUACGCCGGCGACACCUCCGGUGCAAAUAGAUUUAAGGCGCCUUCACCAGCUCCAAAAUAUCCUGGAGAUUAUCACGCCAUCGACACUGACGUAAUAUGCGCUCAACCUUCGUAUAGAGGCAUCAUCGGAGUUGAAAACUGUCUGAUGUUGAACGUUCUCACAAAAAACUUGACAACCCCCAAACCCGUUAUGGUAUGGAUUGAGGGUGAAGACUAUGAAAGCACCUCUGGGACACUGUACUCGUUCAGACAUCUCGUGGAAAGUGGAUUAGUGGUUGUUUCAAUGAAUUAUCGACUCUCUAUUUUUGGUUUCUUAUGUCUUGGAGUUGAAGAAGCACCAGGAAAUGCGGGAUUAAAAGACGUCAUCCAGGGUUUACAGUGGAUUAGAGAGAAUAUUGCAGGGUUUGGGGGUGAUCCCAAUAAUGUCAUGCUGGUUGGCCAUGGUUCUGCAGCUGCUAUGGUCGAUCUUAUCACUCUAUCGCCACUAUCAAACGAUUUAGUCCACAAAGCUUUAGUGCUCAGUGGCUCAGCUUUAGCUCCUUGGGCAGUUUCAUUUAAACCUCUAGAGAGUGCUAGAUAUGUUGGGGCAAAACUAGAAUACACACAUAAAUCUAGAUCAGAACUUGCAAAAUUACUCGCUGGAACUGACCUUAAUGUCCUAAACGGCGUUCUUACUGAUAACGAUUUUUAUAACGCCUCAGUACUUUUUGCACCCUGUGUUGAAGAUGUCAAUUUAAAUCCAAACGAAACUGUUUUGUCCGAUGCUCCAAUUAAUAUAUUACGAUCAGGAAAAUAUUCUAAAAUACCAUAUGUAGCAGGUUAUACUGAUAGAGAAGGUACAGUGAGAGCGCAACAAGCCGUUCUUAAUAAUUGGCUGUCAAAAAUGGAAAUGAAUUUUAAGGAUUUCAUUCAGACCGAUCUGUCGUUUAAGAACGAUUCCAACAAAACUGCUGUAGCACAAGAAAUACGAGAGUUCUACUUUGCAAAGAAAACCAUAAACAUGGACGUCAUUGAGGAUUAUUUGGAUUAUCACGGAGACGUUUUAAUCCUUAUACCAAUAAUGAGAGGAGCGAGGGAGAGAGCUUUGACAUCUCCAGAUAAUGUCAGAUUGUUUGAAUAUGCUUACAGAGGCUCACAUAACUCUGAUUGGACAUAUCCAACCAUACCAAUAAACGGAGCAAAACAUGGCGCUAUACUUAAUUAUUUAUUCGACUUCGACCUAAGAAUUGGCGACAAGACGGCGCAAGAAUCUAUUACCAAACGCAUUGUUGGAUUAGCUUUCACUGGGAAACCCUUCCCCAUGGACUACAACGCGACUACAUGGGACGCGAUUACACCCUACUUUAUGCAUAUGUUGUACAUGAGUGGCUCAGAAGUAGCUGACAAGCUGACUUUGUAUAAAGAGGAGAUGCAAGGCAACUUAAACCAGGAGCGAACAGAAUUCUGGUCCAAGAUAUUUGACAGACAUUACGAGGCACCUAAACCUGUGUCAUCAGCGCAGACCUUGAUCGGCUUUCAUGUUAUUGUAUUGGUAGCGCAGCUUAUGACAAAGUUGUUAUAAUUUAAUGUUUUUUUCUAAUUUUGUUCUUUAAGAUAAUGUAGUUAUAAUUAAGACUGUGAACCAGAUUGCGUAAUUAUUACAGUAUUUCAAAGCGCUUAUAUCAUUCUCUUUAUAAUAUUAUUUUUUUUAUUAAGAUAAAACAAAUGCAUUCGUCCGUAUUUUAAGUAUUAUUGUAAGUUUUAUAAAAAAUACCUUAGAUAGAUUGUUUUUCAUACAUUUAAUAAACAAUUUCAUCAGCUGCGAAUCAUUCCCGACGAUGGUCUGUAAUGCAUUCGUUUCUGAUUUAAAUCCAAAUAUAAA
Molecule: messenger RNA, 2047 nt
Organism: Danaus plexippus (monarch butterfly)
Lineage: Eukaryota; Metazoa; Arthropoda; Insecta; Lepidoptera; Nymphalidae
Product: venom carboxylesterase-6-like
Exons: 3
Coding region: 56-1747 (563 amino acids)
Source: RefSeq, a predicted model, not a curated record